AUGCGUCAGGAGGAUAGCGUCGAGGGCAACGAUACUCGAGUAGGACAAGUCAGAGAGGGAGUCGGAGCUCAACGAGGCACGUUGAAGGCUGACUUACCCGCGUUGCUAAGUGGCCCGGUUGGCCCUCUCGUCCUAGCUGCUGGUCCUACAAUUAUCUACACGAUAUUGUUUUUGGUUCUAUUUUUUAUCCUUCGUCGACGUAUCCCGAGAAUAUACUCCCCCAAGAGCAUCAACCCAUUAUAUAGGUCAUCUCUAUUUGGACUACCAACGGGCUGGAUUUCCUCCUUUCGCGCCCCAGAUUCCUACAUUAUUGCGAGAUGCUCUUUAGACGGGUUUCUGUUUCUGCGAUAUCUAAGAGUUCUAAGUCUUAUCUGCUUCAUUGGUAUUGUCCUCACUUGGCCAGUCAUACUUCCGAUACACGCAAGGGGUUCAGAAUGGCCACUUCUCAAUUCUUUAACCAUACUGAAUCUGAAGAACCAUGACCAGCUUUAUGCUCAUGUAGUCAUAUCAUGGAUCUUUACUGGCUUUGUCCUAUAUAUCGUAUGGCGGGAACACCUUUACUACAUUAACUUACGACAUUUCUACCUGUCAAAAUCAGGCUACUACGAGCGAAGGACAUCCAGAACUAUCCUGAUAACCUCCAUUCCUGAACACUGUCUGAAUGAAAAAGUCUUCCAAAAGCUCUUUGGCCACUCACUGGUUCAAUGUUCGAUACCACAAGCCUUACGGCGAUUGAGAAAACUAGUCAAGAAGAGGGAGAAAAGAGCGCGGCAAUUACAAGAGGAAGAGGUUGUCCUCAUCAACGAAUAUAACCGUGGAAGACCAUCUCGAAUACGGCCGAUUCUACCCAGUCUCAACUGGAUGAGACGAACACGAUCUAGCGAGCCUGAUGUGGAGAAGGUUGGAUUUUUCCAAAGGAGAGCUCCAAAAACAAAAGACGUCGAUAUUCAAGUAUCAAGCCACGAAAGUUCAAACCUAGCUUUUGAGCCGCCCAGCCCCGAACCUGGUAAGAUCAAGUCUACUCGAUCGGAUUUGCAUCUCCUCAACCAACAGAUCGACAAAUUACGCCAGCAAUACCAAGCUGGCCAAGGAAAGCACCUGAAUACAGCAUUUAUCGAAUUUGACUCUUUUGCUAGUGCUCAGGCCGCAUUUCAAUCAAUUCCACAGCAUCAACCACUUCAAAUGUGCCGACAAGUCAUGGGCGUCAAGCCUGGUGAGAUUGUUUGGAGCUCUCUUAGGAUCAAAUGGUGGGAGCGCCUUCUACGAGAAUUCGUGGUAACCAUUGUGAUCGGGGGAUGUGUUAUUGUCUGGAUCAUGCCAAUUACUCUUGUAGUGUCAGUGACAUCUGCACCAAUGGUGGGUAGAGUGGAUGGUGUUUCAGAGCUUCCUCAGCUAGCGGUCAACGCCAUAUCUGGUUUGGGACGAGCCCUUCUACUGUGGAUCUUACUCGAAUUUGUUCCACUUCUCAUGAGGAUAUGUGCCAAGUUCGCAGGGGUCACUACUCUAACUGGCAUCGAACACUUCGUUCACAAAAGAUACUUCAUCUUCCAAACGCUACAAAUCUUUAUAGGUCCAAUGCUCCGAUCGUCGCCCAUUACGUAUUUCAGCGACAUGACUUUCUUGCAGCAACAGGUGCCCGAGGUUUCUAUCCUGUACAUGUCAUAUAUCUUGGUUCGGUGCCUCUCAGCUGGUGCCACUGAGCUCAUUCAGCUAUGGCAGCUGUUUAUCAACAUGGUUCGAAGGGGACGUCCUGGGACACCUCGAACGACUUAUGAGAAGUUUUACGAACUCAAUGUAGUUCAUUGGGGUAGUGUUUAUCCUGUUAUGACAACGAUUGGGGUUAUCGCUAUUACCUAUGCCUGCAUUGCUCCGCUUGUCCUUGUCUUUGCACUGACGGGCCUCGGAUUUGUAUACUUUGUUUAUAAGUAUACCUUGGUUCAUAUAUAUGAUACCGAAACUCUGGACACGACUGGACGGUUUUACCCUCGAGCAAUGAUGCAUAUAAUGCUAGGGUUAUAUUUAGCCCAGGCGUAUUUAACUCUGGUGUUCCUCAGAUAUGGCGCGUGGGUCCAGUUCUCUCUGCUCGUGUUGCUGGCCGUUUUUACUGUUUUCAUUCACCUGUCCCUACGAAAAGCUAUGAAUCCUUGCAUUGAUAACUUUAGCACGCUCGAUCAUGACGGUGCAUCUAAGAGGUUUCAUCAGGGCGAAAAUAUUGCGGCUAGAGGCGUUGACCAAUAUGGAUCAUCUUCAAGCGUUGCGACUUCAACAGAGACUAUGAGGGAUCUUCCGCCAUCAACCUUCAACAAGAGAUUUUGGAGCACUCAACAAAAGGCCAAACACCGUAUGUGUGGAAGCUGGUUCCGAAUAUCGGCUUUUGGGGAUUUUCAGAAUGAAGUGUCACCAAACCAUACCGAGGAUGAGUUCAUGGCCUUGUACGGGUCAAGUUGUUAUCAGCCUCCAGAGACAUGGCUUCCGAAACCAAAACUGUGGCUUCCUGAAGAUGGCGCUAUUGGCAACUGCCUAGAAGUCCUGGAUAUUGAAGAACCUCUGCCAAUAUCGCAUGAUGGAGCACAGUUAGAUGAAAAAGGUCGAGUGAAGUUCGAUCUGGAGCUUGCUCCAUUUCAUGAUGAUCUUUUGUUCUAUCGUCAUCUCCAUUAUAUCUUAUAG
This is a messenger RNA of Fusarium verticillioides 7600, 2667 nucleotides long. RefSeq lists its product as hypothetical. The record is from RefSeq and is a predicted model, not a curated record. Gene Ontology annotation, molecular function: calcium-activated cation channel activity. Bases 1 to 2667 code for a protein of 888 amino acids. NCBI's taxonomy places the organism in Eukaryota, Fungi, Ascomycota, Sordariomycetes, Hypocreales, Nectriaceae. The transcript is spliced from 5 exons. Gene Ontology annotation, cellular component: plasma membrane.